Molecule: messenger RNA, 1642 nt
Organism: Aethalodelphis obliquidens (Pacific white-sided dolphin)
Lineage: Eukaryota; Metazoa; Chordata; Mammalia; Artiodactyla; Delphinidae
Gene: SYNGR2
Product: synaptogyrin 2
Exons: 4
Coding region: 75-749 (224 amino acids)
Cellular component (GO): neuromuscular junction; synaptic vesicle membrane
Source: RefSeq, a predicted model, not a curated record
CGGGGCGGCGGGCUGGCUCCUCAGCAGUCCGCGGCUGCGGCGGCGGCGGCGUCGGCGGCGGCUGCGACGGCGACAUGGAGAGCGGGGCCUACGGCGCGGCCAAGGCGGGCGGCUCCUUCGACCUGAGGCGCUUCCUGACGCAGCCGCAGGUGGUGGUGCGCGCCGUGUGCUUGGUCUUCGCCUUGAUCGUGUUCUCAUGCAUCUUCGGUGAGGGCUACAGCAACACCCACGAGUCCAGUCAGCAGUACUGCGUGUUCAACCACAACGAGGAUGCGUGCCGCUUCGGCAGCGCCAUCGGGGUGCUGGCCUUCCUGGCCUCGGCCUUCUUCUUCGUGAUCGACGUCUAUUUCCCCCAGAUCAGCAACGCCACUGACCGCAAGUACCUGGUCAUCAGCGACCUGCUCUUCUCAGCUCUCUGGACCUUCAUGUGGUUCGUCAGCUUCUGCUUCCUUGCCAAUCAGUGGGCAGCCACCAAGCCGGAAUACGUGCUGGUGGGAGCCGACUCGGCCCGGGCGGCCAUCGCCUUCAGCUUCUUUUCUGUCUUCUCCUGGGGCGUGCUGGCCUCCUUGGCCUACCAGCGCUACAAGGCCGGAGUGGAUGACUUCAUCCAGAACUACGUGGACCCCACUCUGGACCCCAGCACGGCCUACGCCUCCUACCCAGGCGCGCCUGUGGACAGCUACCAACAGCCGCCCUUCACCCAGAACGCCGAGACCACAGAGGGCUACCAGCCGCCCCCCGUGUACUGAGCUGCGGCCGGGGAUGGUAAGGGGAGGAGGGAGGGCGCCUGGGGGGCCUCCCCUCUUCCCGGACUCCUCCCCUGAGGCUGGUCUCCCAGAGCUGCCGGCCCCGCUCGAUCCACCUGGGGCCUGUCGGAGCUGACGCACGGCCUGGAGAGAGAGCCUCUGCCUCCUCGUCCUGGCUGCUGGCCUCAGAGCCUCGGCCUGUGCCCCAGGGGGCUUCACCUACCACUCCUCGAGGGCAUUUUUUAGGGAAGGGUUUUUGGUUGGAUGGGUUUUGUCAUUGCUUUUAAUGAUCCCCAACCCCACCUGAAGUAGCUCCAAGGGCCCGAUGUGCUGGUUUGACAAGUGCCUUAGCUUCUCCCCAGCCUGAAGGAGCCGGGCCACGUGCAGGCCUCGGUGGCCACCGCCCUCUGGGGGUCUCUGCCAAAGAUGAGGCUGUGGGGCCUUCCCCCUGCUCUGCUGCUGGCACUGGGCUGGGGCUCCUUUCCUCCUCACUCAGGUUCGUUCUGCCCCCAGCCCCCUGCCCCCUGCCUGCUCUGCGAGCGGCAGCCCGUGCUCACUGCUGAAGUGUCUGCUCGCUUGGAUCUGGGCUCUGUGCCAGUGCCUCUGGGUCACCUUCCUGACAGCCUAGGCGCAGGGCUGGUGCCGCCCCCCACCAGCGGGCUCGGGCGGGCAGCACUGUCUCUGCUCCCACCCCUUGGCCGCAGGAAGGGGCUUUGCCUGACGACAGCACCCAGCUUUAUGUAAAUACCCCAGCACCGUUAGUUGGGAGGCGUGGAGCACACCCACAGCCCCCAGGCUGCUCUGAAUGUGUUGCAGAGCCUCGGGGGAGAUGCACAGCACCCUUGGAUUCUGUUGACUAACUUUGGAGAUGGAAUAAAUGUUUUUCUCAUUCAUAA